UAUGCUUUGCCAGCAAAGGAAAAACUCAGGGACACGGGGGCCGGAGCACGUGCCGACCGCACCGCUCACGCUCGCCGGCAGGUUCGGGCUGCCGUCCUCCCCAAUCCAGCGGCGGCCGCAAACCCUCGCCGCAAGAAAGAAGAAACCAAUCAAAUAAAAAGCCAAAACCCCCAGCCCACACAAGGCCAAGGCCAGCGCCAUGGUGGUGUACACGCAGGAGCACGUGUAUCGGCACCCGUGGGACCGCGUGACGGCGGCGGUGUGGCGCAAGUUCACGGACCCGGCCUCCCGCCCGGCGCUCUCCCACGUCGCCGACGUCCACACCCUCCACCGCCGCCUCGACGCCGACACGGGCCGCCUCCACGCCGCGCGCUCCAUCACCGUCCGCUCCCCGCCUCUCCCCUUCAUCCUCCGCCGCCUCCUGCCCUCCGCCGCUGCGUCCCCGUCGGGCGCUGCGCUCUGCCACUGCGUGGAGACCUCGCUCGUCGACGCGCCCCGGCGCGCCAUGGACGUCGUCGUGCGGAACGUCAGCCUCCGGGGCCUCAUCGAGGUUGAGGAGCGCGCAUCCUACAGGCCCCACCCGGAGCGGCCCGACGAGUGGACACAGUUCAGGCAGGAGACCACGAUCCGGUGCCGCCCGCUCGCCGCGCUCGCAGCCGUCGCCGAGAAGGUCGAGAACCGCUGCGCCGAGAGGUUCCUGCACAACAGCGCCAAGGGGAGGGAGGUCGUCGAGCGGAUCUGCCGGUACCUCGAGGCCGAGGCCGCCGGCGCAGCCCCCUCCGGCAUCUGAUCUGACCUGGUCUGGUUUGCGCCUCCUUCCUUGAUCUGAUUGGAUCGAAGGGUUCGCUCGAUCUGUGCUGCGUGUGCACGGACAAAUCGGACCUCGCCUCCUAGGCCCUUGUUUUACUUUUCUUUUCUUUUGUAUGAAGUGACGAGCUGAAUCCUGCACGGAGUAAAGCUUGAGCCAUAGACUUAAUUUCUUCGUUGUCUGCGCCUCUGUGGAAUGGAACCAGUUAACCUCCCUUUUGCGCA
This is a messenger RNA of Phragmites australis (common reed), 1032 nucleotides long. RefSeq lists its product as uncharacterized. Lineage: Eukaryota; Viridiplantae; Streptophyta; Magnoliopsida; Poales; Poaceae. Gene Ontology annotation, cellular component: mitochondrial intermembrane space. Gene Ontology annotation, molecular function: phosphatidic acid transfer activity. Gene Ontology annotation, biological process: phospholipid transport. The coding region runs from base 200 to 790 and encodes 196 amino acids. The record is from RefSeq and is a predicted model, not a curated record. The transcript has a single exon.